UUGGCCCUGACGUGCCGAGGCUACAGUCGUGACGUCGGGAGGAGAGGGAGAAGCCCGCCCGGAUCGGAAAGGACAGCGAGGAAGCCAAGCAAAUCCCGGCAGGAAAUUCCAACGAGGAGCAAAAAAAGAAAAAAGCAAGCAAGCAAAGGAGCCCCCAAGAUCAGCGAGCCCCAGGCGCUGCCGCCACUGCUGUUUGACGCCUCCCGGCGACCCCCACCGCACCCCACUCCGGACGGCCUUGGAGUCCCGGGGUUUCUCCUAGGAAAGACCCGCGCGCCGUCCCCACGAGGCUGCAGGCCCCCCGAAGUGGGCAGGAAGAGGCUGGCGAGGGCCGCCGCCGCCGCCGGAGGGAGGAGCCAGAGGGCGGGGCCGGCAGAGCAAGCAAGCGAGGGAGCGAGCGAGCGAGGCAGGAGCUGGAGAGAGAAGAAAGAAGAAAGGAAGAGACGCGCGAGCGCUUGCGGCGGCGGAGGAGACAAAGGGAGAGCCCGGCACCGCCCGCGUGGAGCUGCCGCGUCGGGCAAUGGGCAAGGCGAGAGGAAGCCCACACGCCUGACGCCGCGCUCUCCUGGUCGCGCCUGCCCCAGCCCCGCUCCACGCCACACCGAAGCCGAAGGGAUGGCUCUGCCGGCUUCCCGAGAUGGGGCUCCUGCGAGCGAUCCCUGAUCUCGGCGCUGGAAGUGACGGGAGCGAGUUCCUGUCGGAAGUGCUGUUGGCCCUGCAAAGCCCUGAGCCAGCAAUGGGAAGAAGUUGGGCUGGGUGCUGGUGUUACUGGUCGUGUUACCCCAAGUAUCCAAAAACUCAGGAGUUUGAAGAAGAGAGCACAGGCCGUGCCCAUGAGCCUUCUCAGCACUCUCCUUUCCUCCCUUGGGCUCCUUUAGGAGCCAGAACUCCCCCCUCUCCGUGAAAGGCCCAAGCCUGCGCCCCAGUCUCCGGCCAACCUCUUCCAUGGCUGCAGUUGUGGAGCACCUCCAGGAGGCCGCGUAACUCACAAGGGGCUGAGCUGCUGCAGACCCUGCUUCCACUGCCUUGACUGAAGCAGGGCCUUGGUGGUGGUGGCCCCUGGAUUGUACUGCAGCUGAAAGAGAGCACCCUACACAAUCUUUGGGGAAAAAGCAAAACUGGACGUACAAGGAGAGCAGAGGGGAAGCUUGUGAUCCCAUCAACAUGACUGGGCAGCAAGGGAGGAAGCAGAGCAGGCAAAGGCACCCGCAGAACUGAGCCUAGUCCCUGCCUCUUUGCAGAAGACCCAAAAGUGGGGGAAAGAGAGAAAGAGUCUCCUGCCCACCCCCCACCCCCAAAGCUGGAACUGAAUAAACUCCUUGGCUUCAAGGCUCGUAGGGCGAAACCUCUGCCAGUCCUCCGGAGCGAAGAUGGUGAUGUCCCACGGCACCUACACCUUCCUCACCUGCUUUGCCGGCUUCUGGCUGAUCUGGGGGCUCAUUGUGUUGCUAUGUUGCUUCUGCAGCUACUUGCGGCGGCGCAUGAAGCGGCGGCAGGAGGAGCGGCUGCGAGAGCAGCACCUGCGCACCCUGGAGAUGGAGCCCCUCCACUACGAGGGCUAUGGGGGCCCUGCCUACGGGGGCUCCGGCUAUGGGGGCGGGUACAUCAGGAACCCACCGGGCAUCGCGGUACCUCACCGACUCCGGAUUGAGCCCCAUCGCCCUCACCUCCCACCCCCGAGGCCGUGGAGCUGCAGGCAUGGUAAGGGCACCCGAAGGGGACUGAGCCCACUCCUGGUGCAGAAUACGGUCGCGUUUGGGAGGAGCGCUGCUUCUGCAGAACCAGAUCCAUCCAAGCCACCUUGCUACGAGGAAGCAGUGCUGAUGGCCGAGCCGCCGCCGCCUUACAGCGAAGUGCUGACGGACACGCGCGGCUUGUACCGCAAGAUCACCACCCCCUUCCUGAGCCAUGAGCAGCCGGAGAAGCAGGAGCAGCCGCCCAGCUACAAGCCCCUCUUCCUGGACCGGGGCUACAGCUCAGCGCUCCACCUGCCCAGCACAGCCAGCCGGGGCCCCACCUGCACCAACCUCUACUUGGAGGCUGAGCACUCGCAGCGCAUCUUCCCCAGCUGGACAGACUCAGAAUUCAGCGCCAGAGACAGCUAUGAGCCGGGGCCCUGGCACCUGCCGGUCUCAAUGCCUUUGUUUGGCAGGACUACUGCAGUUUAGCACGCCAUGCCACACCCUGGGUGGGACUGUGGCUGCUGCUGCACACAAGCUGGAGGAUCCCGGCAGCCUGUUUGUUCCCUUGGUCUGCGGGAGCCACCCAGCCUCUCAGUCCGAGCCUUCCAGCCAUGUCUGGGCCAUGAGCCCUCGCAGUGCAAAGAUCUCCUCCCCCCAGUUGCUCUUUGACCUCCUGGCCAGGAUGAGAUUGGGGCUGGUCUCCCCAUCUCGCCCACUUCCCUUUUUCUGGGCCCGCUACAGGCUCUGUUGGUGCUGACUGCAAGGGGGCCUUUGGGUUCGUUUCCUAUUUUUCGUUUGUUACAUUUUGAAAAUAAUAAAAGUUUGUGGAACCUGA
This is a messenger RNA of Podarcis raffonei (Aeolian wall lizard), 2517 nucleotides long. RefSeq names its product proline rich 7, synaptic (gene PRR7). The record is from RefSeq and is a predicted model, not a curated record. Lineage: Eukaryota; Metazoa; Chordata; Lepidosauria; Squamata; Lacertidae. The transcript has 3 exons. The coding region runs from base 1371 to 2168 and encodes 265 amino acids.